Aedes aegypti (yellow fever mosquito) is the source of this 2001-nucleotide messenger RNA. RefSeq names its product cyclin-dependent kinase-like 4. The record is from RefSeq and is a predicted model, not a curated record. Gene Ontology annotation, biological process: protein phosphorylation. Gene Ontology annotation, molecular function: ATP binding; cyclin-dependent protein serine/threonine kinase activity. The transcript is spliced from 7 exons. Bases 521 to 1846 code for a protein of 441 amino acids. Gene Ontology annotation, cellular component: nucleus. Lineage: Eukaryota; Metazoa; Arthropoda; Insecta; Diptera; Culicidae.
UGUAGUUGGCAUUUGUUUUGUUUGGCGGUUACUAGGAGUUACCGCUUAGCGGUGUCCAACCCAACAGUUUAGGUUUCAGCACAUUUUACAUGUUUCGUUGUUCGGUAUAACAUCGUUUAGCACACAAAGCCUACUAUUCCUACAAACUUUGGCAAAAUUUAAUCAUGUAGUGAGCAUCUGGUUUCUGAAAUAUUCUGUGAAUUUGAACAAAGUUUUAGAAUACUCUGUAAAUGUUGCGCGAUAGGCAAAGUGGCCUACUACAAUUACGCGUUUUAAUUCCACGGUGUUUACGUGUUCCGCUAUCGAUUUUCAAUCAGUAACAAUUUACGAUGAAAGCCCUAAUUUAGUAUGCCCAGUGAUAUAAUGUGCAAAUUAAAAAAGUUUUCGUUACCUUACGCAAAAUCAAAAUGUGAUCAUGCUGAAUAUAUUGAAAUGAGUGGAAGUGAUUAGUUGCGCUAUAGGGCAAUACAUCGAUGCGAUUUUUUUGUGGAUGUGAAGGCGUGUUGGAGAAAGCAUCUACAUGUUAAACGUGAAAAGAUUGAAUCCUCCGCAGAACUGUUCUCCCUCGGUCACAAAAACAGAAAAGCUACGAAACCAGCCAUCGAUCGAAGCCAAAACCAUUGUGGCGGGCUGUAUGGACAAAUGGUUUGGAGAAAAACGACUGUGGUUGUUUGGUAACCAUUUGCCAUUACUACCUCGAAGUAAUAUUCCUUUCAGAUGGACCUCUGGGGACUCGAGCGCAGGAAGUGCCCUGAAAGCAUUAGCAGAAAGAUCACGUGGAAGCAGCAGAAUGGAUCGAUACGAAAAACUGAGCCGUUUGGGAGAAGGUUCCUACGGAGUUGUCUACAAGUGCCGCGACCGGGACACCGGAUCACUGGUUGCGGUCAAGCGAUUCGUCGAGUCCGAAGACGAUCCAGCGAUACGGAAGAUAGCUCUCCGAGAGAUACGGCUGCUGAAAAAUUUGAAGCACCCCAAUUUGGUAUGCCUGCUGGAGGUUUUCCGGCGGAAACGAAGACUGCAUCUUGUGUUUGAAUUUUGCGAGCAUACCGUGCUACACGAGCUAGAGAGGCAUCCGGAGGGUUGUCCAGAUAAUCUUACAAAACAGAUCACAUUCCAGACUAUUCAGGGGGUUGCCUACUGUCAUAAGCAAGGAUGCUUGCAUCGUGAUAUCAAACCGGAAAACAUUCUCCUAACAGCUCAGGGUCAAGUAAAAUUGUGCGAUUUCGGCUUUGCACGAAUGCUAAGUCCUGGAGAAAACUACACCGACUAUGUGGCCACAAGAUGGUACAGGGCUCCAGAGCUGCUCGUAGGUGACACCCAGUAUGGAACGCCCGUUGAUGUAUGGGCCAUUGGAUGCGUGUUUGCUGAAUUGGUCCGCGGAGAUGCCUUGUGGCCCGGAAGAAGUGAUGUCGAUCAGCUCUACCUGAUAAGACGCACACUCGGUGAUCUUCUACCUCGGCACCUAGCAAUAUUCAAUCAAAAUGAGUUCUUCAAGGGUAUCACACUACCAGUUCCUCCAACGCUCGAACCACUGGAAACUAAGAUGCCACAACGCACCCUCUCAAAUCCUAUGAUGAUGGACUUUCUGAAGAAAUGCCUUGAUAAGGACCCCGCCAAGCGAUGGUCAUGCGAAAGGCUUGUAACGCAUCCAUACUUCGAAGAUUACGUUAGUAAGCAGAAAGAGAUUGAACAAACCAUCACGUUGGAGAAUCAGAAGCAGAGUAGUCGAGAUUCUAAAUCGAAAAUUUCCAACACUUCGUUACCACAAUUGCCGGCCACGCAAGAAUCCCGAGUACCACAGAAGAAUCUCUAUCUUCGUUCUGAUCACCACCUACCAACCAUUUAGAUAUUACGCUUUUUCGUAACUUUAUGCGGUGUUAUAGGUUAUAGAAUUCAUGUAUUUUGUAUGCCAUGUAUUAUUUUGUCAAUUGCUUAGUGAAUAUAGAGCUGUACCAAUACUCAUAGAACAUAUGAAGCAUAAAAAUCACUUACAAACCCCUA